ACAGACGGACAGUGGCCAAGAUGUCAUCGCCGCGGGAGCACGAGGCGUCAGAAUACCUCGAGAAACACAAAAUUAUUGAGUUGAUGGAUAAUUUAACCAGUAUGCUCUUCUUCUACAGACCAGAUCGUCCAAGGGAAUUUCUGAUCGACCAACUGGAAAAGCUCAGCCUUUCCAAAGCUCGUGAAGGAAACACUCCGUGCCUCUUCAACGAGUCCAAUUUAGAUGCUCUGUUUGGAGUCCUGGAUCCUUCCGAUCAAGGCUUUAUUACUCACGGUCAAUACAAAGAAGCACUGAAGACACUUGGCAUCAAGAAUUUCAAUGAGUUCCCGGACAGAGCCAGUGAUGACAGGAUAUCACAGGAGACGUUCAUAAGAGAGGCGACAGAUGGGCUUGUCAGAAGUUCAGCAACAUUCCAGCUUUAGGUGACCUCAAUAACUCCUUAAAAUACGUAUAUGUAAAAUAGCUUUUGUAAUGAUUUAUAUAAAAUACAGUAUGUAUGCAUUUAUAGAUAAAUAUGAAAUAAAACGUACCAGCUGCAAACCAUAAAACUUUGUCAAACUUUGCUGGCUGGAGGACCAAAAGGAUGGUAAAACAUGAAUAAAAUAUUAUAAAA
Molecule: messenger RNA, 613 nt
Organism: Pimephales promelas (fathead minnow)
Lineage: Eukaryota; Metazoa; Chordata; Actinopteri; Cypriniformes; Leuciscidae
Gene: efcab10
Product: EF-hand calcium binding domain 10
Molecular function (GO): calcium ion binding
Source: RefSeq, a predicted model, not a curated record